UGCAUGCAGCAAAACACCCGACAUUCAUACAAUGCAUAUUUCGGCCUUGGAAAUCGGAGGAUACUUACAGCAUACACCUUAUUUCAUCAUUACCAGGUAAUAACUAAUGGAUCCUGAGUUAAGGGAUAAAAUCGCAUUCUUUGAAUGCCUUGACGCGGUCUGCGAGGAGAAAGACACCUUAGGCGAAGAUGAGGAGGCAUAUAGGCAGAGGAGCAAGGCUUUUCGCUCUGUUACCUCGAAACCCUCCUCAGCCGUCACACAGACUUCGCAAAGACAAAUCAGUCAGCUUGGUGCUACGGUAACCAAGAGGAAGGUGUCGGAUCUCAUCCCGACGAGUAGCGACCCGGACGUGGAGAUCAUAGCAGUGACCCCACUCAACGGGAACAGCAACGGGAACGGCAAUAACAACCCGAAGGUUGCCGGCCGAAGUUUGUUAGCAGGUGCACCCGCUAGUGACAGUAGUGUUGUCCCUGAGACCGAGAUCGUACCAACGAAGCAACCUCUCCGUCGCUCUACGCGUUCGUCAGUUCACCCAGCGAGACAUUCCAGUCCUCCAAGCGAUCCUUCGCCUUUAGUCAGGAUGGGAAAACGCAAGAAGGAAGCUCCCCUGAAAUUGGUCCCUGAGAAACAACGAAUAUUCAAGGACUUCUCAUUCUAUUAUAUCCCCAAUGAUGAUAUAAACCCAGCUCGCAGGCUACAAAUCACCAAAGCUCGGGAACACGGCGCCACGUGGUGUCGGGAGCUUGCUGGAGCGACACAUAUCAUCGUUGACAAGAAGCUUACCUAUGCCGACAUAGAGCGGCAUCUCCAAGAUGACCCUAAGUUUUCAGAAAAGGUUCUCGUCAACGAGACCUAUCCCAUCGAUUGUUUAAGGCGUCGUAUCAUCGCCAACCCCGUUCAAGGUCAAUACAAGGUUGCUGGCGUGCCAGCGUUGGCCGAGCAAGCACCCCAAGCACCGUUAUCUGAAGGUGAAUCAGACACGUCACUUAAGCUUAAGCCGAGACGGAAAAAGGCUACAAGGCGGGCUUAUAUGUCUGCUUCGAAUACUCAGUCGAGUAGUGAGGUGUCUCCUUCCCAACGGCCGCGGACUCGAAGUUCAACAGCGAAUCACCGACAAUCGCAGGUGCAGAAGGAGACACUCAUAGAAGAACCAGAGGAAGCCAUCGAAGCAAAUGACGACCUUACGCAAUGUAUACACGAGAUGAAAACUACCGAUGGCGCAUUGCUGGACGAUGAUGAUAUUACCAGGCCAUCAACUGCUGAUGAAGCUGAGGUUGAUGCGAAUGCAGACGACUUGUCCGAUGCCGACGCCUCGGAUGACGAAAGACCAACGAAAAAGAGAGCAACCAACAGCAAUGGCGGCUCGCGGCGGAAGAAACUUGACUGGCAAGAAAAAUUCAUUUGCACGAAGGGCGGCACGAAGAACGGCGACGAUAAAAAUCCCAAUGCCGAAACAAUCAAGGUCCUUCAAGGGAUGUUAGAAGUUCAUACACUCGCUCGUGACGAUUUCCGAGUUCGGGCUUACAGAUUAGCUAUCUCGACACUCCGAGCACAACCCAAGAAGAUAUGCACGGCCGAAGAAGCCCGUGCUUUACCGCAUAUUGGUCGAAUUGCGGACAAGAUCGAGGAGAUUGUCAAUACGAAUCGACUUAGACAACUCGAGUACGCGCAAGAUGACCCUCGCAGGAAAAUCGUAGCCCAGUUCGUGAAAAUUUACGGUGUUGGUCUAUCCCAAGCGCAGAAAUGGAUUGCGCAGGGAUUUAAGACCCUGGACGAUCUUAGAGAUAAAGCCGAGCUGAACGCCAACCAGAAAAUCGGGUUGGAACAUUUCGACGACUUGAAUACUCGGAUUCCGCGGUCGGAAAUGGAUGUCCUAGCUGAUUGCGUCAAAAAGACAGCCACAGCUAUUGAUCACAGAGUGGAGUUGAUUGUUGGAGGUAGUUACCGUCGCGGAGCGGAUAAUUCUGGUGAUAUUGACUUCAUCAUUACUAAGAAAAGUACAUCUUCUACAAAGGAACUCGCACCAUUUCUAGAUCGGCUCGUCGGUACCCUAACGGAAGAGGGCUUCCUUACCGCCGAGCUUGCUGCGCACCAUGGUGGCGCUGAUGACAUAGAUGGCGGCAGCAAGUGGCAUGGAUGCUGUGUGCUACCGGAACACGCAUUUCCCGGUCCCAAAAAAGAACAUCGACCAAUUUGGAGGCGUAUCGACUUGUUACUAGUGCCAGAAACUGAAAUUGGCGCUGCCCUAAUUUACUUCACGGGUAACGAUAUUUUCAACAGAUCGAUACGACUACUCGCGCGAAAGAAGGGAAUGCGAUUAAAUCAACGGGGUCUGUACACGGACGUAGUACGAGGAAAGGGGAACAAGAGAUUAAACGAAGGAACGUUACUUGAGGCACGGGAUGAGAAGAAGAUAUUCGCGAUUCUUGGCGUACGGUGGAGAGAACCUCAUGAGAGAUGGUGCGGUUAGGUAACUGACGUAUCAUUUUAACUACUUGCAUACGCGGAGUUAUUACGGCUAGCAUUACAUCCCUCACUUAAAAUGUUCCUCUUAUUAAUUGACUAGUCGUGAUUAGCUAUAACCUUUUCAGGCGUCCCUCGCCUCUAGCCCGAACCCGUGGAUCUUGUAUAGGAAACC
Hypoxylon trugodes is the source of this 2638-nucleotide messenger RNA. RefSeq lists its product as uncharacterized. NCBI's taxonomy places the organism in Eukaryota, Fungi, Ascomycota, Sordariomycetes, Xylariales, Hypoxylaceae. The transcript is spliced from 2 exons. Gene Ontology annotation, molecular function: DNA binding; DNA-directed DNA polymerase activity. Gene Ontology annotation, biological process: double-strand break repair via nonhomologous end joining. Gene Ontology annotation, cellular component: nucleus. The record is from RefSeq and is a predicted model, not a curated record. The coding region runs from base 107 to 2470 and encodes 787 amino acids.